Hypomesus transpacificus is the source of this 2581-nucleotide messenger RNA. Its product is annotated as N-acetylmuramoyl-L-alanine amidase-like. The record is from RefSeq and is a predicted model, not a curated record. Gene Ontology annotation, biological process: defense response to Gram-positive bacterium; detection of bacterium; peptidoglycan catabolic process. NCBI's taxonomy places the organism in Eukaryota, Metazoa, Chordata, Actinopteri, Osmeriformes, Osmeridae. Gene Ontology annotation, molecular function: peptidoglycan binding; peptidoglycan immune receptor activity; zinc ion binding.
UGAAAAGCAACAAAUUAUGUCAAAAAAGAACCAACUAAAACUAAUGUUCUUAUAAUAGGGUGUAUACCUCAAUAUAGGGUUUAUCUCAGGAUGUCAGUAAGCAGGUGAGCGUGGAAUAACUUAUACAGCCUGAUUACCAUGAUAUUCUAUUUUGUAGGAUCAUAUAGCAUGAUUGUAUAGUGCCCGCCCUCAUUAAAACACAUGUGAUGGUGAACCAGGUGGUCUUACACUACCUCUCUGUAAACAGCCACAUGUUUUACCCUGUACCUGGCACACAUUAACCAGGGUUUACCUUUCCAAAGGCCAUGCCUCUGUGUUUUGAAUGAGUACAAUGGAGCGAUAAGCACAUUGUAUAUGAGAGAGUUGCGUUCUUUGUAAGGGUUCUCCAAUAGCUUCAGUCUGACUUAAUUUGUGUCAGGGAAACUGAAGCUAUAUCUGAUCAAAGUAAAACUUAGUAGUUAUUUAUUUGAACUUUAACUGGACAGGAAUCAAUCAAUACAAAAAGGAAUGUGUGUACAUAGAGUAGCCUUGCUUAUUGACUCAGCAUAUGCAAACAAAGACACUCACUUCUACGUCACGGUACUCAUUCGAGUUAGAACUAUGAUUGAUUCGGAGAACAAAUUGUUUGGAAUCUUGGGUAGACAACCUUUUGAAAUACUUUAAUACUGGGAACAGACCCAAUAGUUCCAAACCCAAUUUACAGACUGAAAUAACCAGUUUGAUUAUUUUGUUAUCAGUGUUGCCCUUGUCUGGGAGUUGAAUUCAUGCACUGUGUCCUCGGUGGUCAACAACUUUCAGAAUGGGUUCUGUGAUCAUAUGGCUUUUCUCUCUGUCUGGGAUAUGCUACAGCAUAAACAAUACAGUCUCAGAGCUCCACACGAGGGACAUGGACAGUUUCAUCAAUGCUGUUGAGCUGGUGGAGAAGUCCAACCUCCACCUGCCCCCUCUCGCUGUGGUCCGAGGUCUCCGCAAAACCGCAGGGCACGAGGACCAACUGACCCUCCACUUCUUGGGCGCCUCCAACAACCUCAGCAUGUCCGAGUUCAACACCACGCUCUUCAGCUUCUUCGACAAGGCCAUCCACCAUGUCGUGACGGACCACGGGGAGGAGCGAGGGGUGGUCCUCACCCAGGAUGGGACCACUGUGGCCCUCGCGCCUCUGCUGCUCGGCAUCGAAGUGGGGCUGAAAGCGAAGACGGAGGGCACCCCUCCCCUGGGGAUGAUACCCCUCACUCUGGCCCAGAACCUCGGACUCUCCUUCCUCCAACUCAUGGACUUCCCGGCCUCUCAACGCCUGGGGCCAGACGGCUGCUGGGACAGCGUGGUCCUCCCUCGGGUCUUCAGGCUAUCUCGACUGCCCACGCUGGCCACCGAUGCCCUGAUCAACGGAGGGAUGGACGGCGCGAUCUUAGGGAUGGAGCUGGCGCACCAGCCCUCCGCUGAACGUCCUAACAGGCUCAGUGACAUCCUGAGGGGUUACUAUAUUGAUGGUGUCAAGGGGCAUGGUUUGGAGGGUGUAUCCACCCACAUUAGCCCCAGGCGCAGGGAAAAUUCCAGAGCCCUCCUCGGCCCUUUGGAUCCCCAGGACAAGUCAUUGGAGACCCUAGCUAUGGUUUGGAAACUGGAGGGGACUGAAUGGAUCCAUAAGGAUACAGGGGUGAAGAAGGCUGUGAGAGAUGGGGUACUGGAGUUUGUCCACAGGUACUGGGACUGCCCACCGGUCAUCCCUCGGUGUCAGUGGGGCGCCGAGCCUCACAAGGCCUCGCCCAUCCCACUCUCCCUGCCCCUCCCCUUCCUCUACAUCCACCACACAUAUGAGCCCAGCCAGCCCUGUCUGACCUUCCAGCAGUGUUCCAGGGACAUGAGGGCCAUGCAGCUCUUCCACCAGGACGUCCGCGGGUGGGACGACAUUGGAGACAGCUUCGUGGUAGGCUCCAACGGGUACGUCUACGAGGGCCGAGGCUGGCUUCACCGUGGCCGCCACACCAGGGGUCACAACUCCAUAGGCUAUGGGGUGGCCUUCAUCGGUGACUACUCUUCCUCUGUGCCCAGCCGCCACUCCCUGGAGCUGGUGAGACACCAUCUGGUCAAGUGUGCUGUGGAUAAGGGGCGACUGGCCGCCAACUACACCAUCCACGGGCACCGACAAGUGGUCAACACUACUUGCCCAGGAGACUCCCUCUUCUCAGAGAUCAAGAGCUGGGAGAAUUUUAGGGAGCCGAGUUCCAUGUGAAUAAAAAAGAAGGAUUAUUAUUAAUUUUUGAUCGACGGUGUUGUUGUCAAAACUUGAACUGGAGUCAAUGAUUCAAGCAGUGCACUUAUGUGUACACCUAUGGGAUAGGCAAUCAAUGUCAGUGGAAUUGUGAACUUCUAAAAGAGGCCGCAAGGUGGAGCCCAAAGCCAUUCCGUUUUGGACUACAUUCUGCAAGAGGUACCUUAACUGUCCCAGUGUCAUUCGAAAAGUAUAUAAUGUAUAAUGAAAGGAAAACAUGUGGUCAUAAUAAUGUAUUUGGGAAUACCAAUAUACAUUUAUACAUUGAUAAAGAUUCGAUGUGGAAAAUAAAACAUGACAAUACUUAUG